Notolabrus celidotus (New Zealand spotty) is the source of this 980-nucleotide messenger RNA. It is a transcript of the gene tp53inp2a, whose product is annotated as tumor protein p53 inducible nuclear protein 2. NCBI's taxonomy places the organism in Eukaryota, Metazoa, Chordata, Actinopteri, Labriformes, Labridae. The coding region runs from base 289 to 759 and encodes 156 amino acids. The record is from RefSeq and is a predicted model, not a curated record. The transcript has 4 exons.
CUCCUGGUGGGCGGGGACACAGGCGGGUCAUCUGCUGCUGUCUGUGAUCGGUUGAAGAUUUGAAAUACAAAACAACAGCCUUGCGUGGAUUUAACAGCUGUGGGGUUUUAUUUAAAGACCUAUCAAACAUUGAAUUUACCCGUGAUAUAUUUUCAUAUUGCGUCUCUACGAUGAUCUGCGACUGAAACUGAGAAACCAUAUCAGACUCAGCACCUGAGCCUCCUGCUGGACAAAGAAAAGAAAAACAGCAAAAACAAAGACCUUUAGGAAAGGAAAGGAGAAGCAGUAAUGUUCAGAACAAUAACUCGUCUACUCUUUGGUGGAGAGGAGGAAACCCCUCAAGAGGUCAAGUCUGGGGAAGUGUUGGAAGAAGAAUGGCAUGUUGUCAGCCAUCAAGAGGCAGUUUUAGCCGAGAACCAGGGUCCAGAGCUGACUGAAACCCAACAGACAUCAAACUCUCCCCCUCAUGGAGACACUGUUACACACUUACAAUCUGACAUCAGUGUGUUGGACCAAGAGACCACUGUUCAAAGUAGCAGCAGCAGCGACCCUACCAGCCGAGCCAUCGCAGGCUCUGUGUUACAUCCUAAAGCUUUGCUAGAAGUGACGCAGUUAAAUUCCAUACAGAAGGCUAAGACCUGGGCAGACCGACACCACAUGACUCGUAAUGCCAUUCAGCGGCAAAACCGUAUACGCCAAGGAGUCCAUCAUCACUCCUUCCCGCUCCAACAGCCAGGACAUCGCAACCUGAGCCACUGAGGCCCUGUUUGACCAACAGAAAAAAAUCGUCAAACAGACAUCAUAGUUAUGAAACAUUUCCUACACAUAUUAUGGGCUUGUGCAGAUUUAUCCAAUCUCGAUGUAACCCAUUACAACACUUGAACACUCUUACCCAGGUAGUAGGCAGCUACAUUUAAACUCGUACUGUAUUUAUAAUGAAGAUGUUCAUCUCAUGAAAUAAAAAACACUAUGUUCUAUUG